This is a messenger RNA of Oncorhynchus mykiss (rainbow trout), 2142 nucleotides long. RefSeq names its product hepatocyte nuclear factor 4-alpha. Gene Ontology annotation, molecular function: RNA polymerase II cis-regulatory region sequence-specific DNA binding; zinc ion binding; DNA-binding transcription factor activity. Lineage: Eukaryota; Metazoa; Chordata; Actinopteri; Salmoniformes; Salmonidae. Gene Ontology annotation, biological process: regulation of DNA-templated transcription. The record is from RefSeq and is a predicted model, not a curated record.
GAGGAGUAUAGUUAAAUAUCAACUUGACAUUCACCCCAGCCCUCCUCUGGUUAGCAGCCUAACUGGGAGGAGGCUCCUCCUGUCAGUCACAACCAGGCUCCUCAUGGCCUCCUCCUCCGGAGCUCUGGAGGAGAGACUGUCCCCAUCGCAUACUCAGAGGUAUCUCUAUCUACUUUUAUGAGGAGGAGCUUGGCCAAAUAUGGGAGAAGGGGGAGGAGGGGUGCAGGGGGGGCACUUAGCCUCUUGGACAAAUCUUUUUCCCCACUGUCAGGUAGCUGAGAGGGAAUUUGUUUGUCCAAAGAACUAGUAGACAUGGAUAUGGCAGACUAUAGCGAUGCCCUGGACCCAGCCUAUACCACCCUGGAGUUUGAAAACAUGCAAGUGCUCUCCAUGGGCUCAGACUCCUCGCCGGCUGAGAGUGCCAACAUGAAUGCCGCCAACCACCUCGGAGCGGGCACCCUGUGUGCCAUCUGUGGGGACAGGGCCACGGGCAAACACUACGGGGCCUCCAGCUGUGACGGCUGCAAAGGCUUCUUCCGUCGGAGCGUUCGCAAAAACCACAUGUAUUCAUGCAGGUUCAGCAGACAGUGCAUUGUGGACAAAGACAAGAGGAAUCAAUGCAGAUACUGUCGAUUGAAGAAAUGCUUUCGAGCUGGCAUGAAAAAAGAAGGUAUACAAUUCAUUCAACUUCAUUCAAAUGCUGUACAAAACGAGAGAGACAGAAUCAGCACUAGGAGAUCUAGUUAUGAAGACAGCAGUUUACCAUCUAUCAAUGCACUUAUCCAGGCAGAUGUACUCUCAAGACAGAUAUCCUCACCUGGACCUAUACUGAAUGGUGACAUCAGGACAAAAAAGGUAGCGACCAUCACAGAUGUGUGUGAAUCUAUGAAACAGCAGCUGCUGGUGUUGGUGGAAUGGGCCAAGUACAUCCCUGCCUUCUGUGACCUGCCCCUGGAUGACCAGGUGGCAUUGCUGCGAGCCCAUGCAGGAGAGAAUCUUCUGAUUGGAGCUGCAAAGAGGUCUAUGUUGUACAAGGACCUCCUGUUACUAGGAAAUGACCACAUUAUUCCCCGGAACUGCCCGGAGAUGGAAGUGUGCCGGGUAGCAGUGAGGAUUCUGGACGAGCUAGUGCUGUCCUUCCAGGAACUCCAGAUAGACGACAAUGAAUUUGCUUGUUUGAAAGCCAUUGUUUUCUUCGAUCCAGAUGCCAAAGGUCUGAGUGACCCAGGUAAGAUCAAGCGGAUGCGGUACCAGGUUCAGGUCAGCCUAGAGGACUACAUCAACGACCGGCAGUAUGACUCCCGGGGACGCUUCGGAGAGCUGCUCCUGCUGCUGCCCACACUACAGAGCAUCACCUGGCAGAUGAUUGAACAGAUACAGUUUGUCAAACUCUUUGGCAUGGCCAAGAUUGACAACCUGCUCCAAGAGAUGCUCUUAGGAGGUUCUGCUACUGAGGCACCUCACACACCUCACUCUCUGCAUCCACAUCUGGUUCAGGAACACCUCAGCAACAAUGCCAUCGUUUCAAGCAACAUGGCUACUUCCAUCCACAAUGGCCAAAUCUCCACUCCUGGAACCCCAAUCCCCUCUCCUCCCACAGUCUCCAGUCCAGAACACUAUAAAAUGGCUCAAGGGGUUAUAGCCACUGUGCCCAAGCAUCCUAUCUCCAUCCCUCAGCUCACCAUCACCAAGCAAGAAGCAAUCUAACACAGAACUGGAGCCCACAAACCCAUCCAACAAAGCAUUUACAAUUUUACCAUCUUUACUAGCAUAUGUUUCUCUGUAAACAUGCUCAGUAUAAAGGUGCAACAACAAUUCUCAUUAGUGAGAAAUACAUAUUUUUCAAAAAUCUCAGGGAGUGUACUGUACAGUUGGGAUACAUUAGUAAACAAAUCCCCAGCUGAGGUACAGUACCUAUGGUAGGCCUACUCAUAUUAUUUUAUGUAGUAUCAAGCUGAAAUUGCAAACGGCUAGAACAACCUCAUUCAUGGGCAGUUUGAUACAGUAUGCUAUUUGACAUACAGCACCAGUCAAAGGUUUGGACACACCUACUCAUACAAGGGUUUUUCUUUAUUUAUACUAUUUGCUACAUUGUAGAAUAUUAGUGAAGACAUCAAAACUAUGACAUAACACAUAUGGAAU